Molecule: messenger RNA, 2758 nt
Organism: Danaus plexippus (monarch butterfly)
Lineage: Eukaryota; Metazoa; Arthropoda; Insecta; Lepidoptera; Nymphalidae
Product: docking protein 3-like
Exons: 2
Coding region: 179-1819 (546 amino acids)
Biological process (GO): positive regulation of MAPK cascade; cell surface receptor protein tyrosine kinase signaling pathway
Cellular component (GO): cytoplasm
Source: RefSeq, a predicted model, not a curated record
AAAUUACAUUCGCUUUGUAAUGGACUUCAGAUCAUUCACAAACAAUUUUUAUUCCAUGUAUAUUAUUUUUAAGACUUUAAAUUUUUGAGAUUAAAUUAAGGAAACAGUUUUAUGUGAUAUGGUGAAGAAUACGAAACAUUCAGAGUAGUUUUUUAGGUUGAAGUGUUUAUUAAUAACGAUGGAGCAAGAUGAAAUUAAAUCUGGCUGUUUAUUAUUUCCCCCCGCCGGAGGAAAUGUGUUCAUUAAAUUCCCUAAAAAGAAAAAUUGGCAACAAAAGCAUUGUAUACUUUUUAAUAAGAGUAUUCAAGGUAUUGAACGUCUUGAAAUCUAUGAUAAUAAAGAUGAUGUUACUUCAGGUGCUAUACCAAAAGUGCUGACACUUGAGAAUUGUAUAAAGAUUACUCAUUCUAGUCCAAAUACUAUAACUAUACUUACUAAGUCACAUACCCAACAAAUCAGUGCUCAAUCAGAGGCAGAAACUUUGGAAUGGGUGACUGCCCUUCAAUCUGUUGCCUUUAAGGGACGGGACUUGAGUCCUAUAGGCUGUGAUGAAGAUAAUGAUCUUUAUUGUUCCUCUGGUGAAGGUGUAUUUUCUGUAGUCAUGUGCACAUCUGAAGCUUCUACCAGAUGUGGUUUUGAACCUAUUAGGUAUCUCUUACUAUUGACUGCUACAGCAAUAGAACUAAGAGAUGUAAAUGACAAUAAACUAUUUGCAACAUGGCCAUAUAGAUAUAUAAGGAGAUAUGGAUACAGACAGGGUAAAUUUACAUUUGAGGCUGGUAGAAAAUGUGAUACCGGUGAAGGCAUAUUCCAUCUGGAACACACUAAUCAAUCAGAAAUUUUUAAAUGUUUGUCUCUAAAAAUGAAAACCAUGAAACAAAUGAUUGGUAAUGACAAUCUUAAUAGCCCAGAGCAUAGUGAAUUCAAUAUUCAGCCAAAUGCUAACCUAUUUCCUGGUUCUAGAAGCCCAUUGGUUGCAACCAAACCUGAUGAUUUGAAUUUAAGUUCUCUAUCUUUUAAAACUGCUUCAGUAUCGAGUCAUCAAACUUGUAGUACAGAUAGGGAAUCGGUUCCUUUACUUAUGCCUAAACCAGCACUAAAACCGAAACCACAAAAACCUCCUCGGAAAAUUAUAAAUAUGCAUAAAGGUAUCACAAAAGAUCUGACUUGCUCUACAGAUGAAAGUAUAGAUUUCGGUAGAUACAAAAAACUGGACAACUAUGAACCAAUUGAGCAAAUAAAACGGGAAAUUAGCCCUCCUUCAGUGCCAUACGAUAAAAUUGAGUUAAGAAGUGAAGCUUGGAAGACAUUAGGUAUUGAUGACCCAGAUCAUACUGAAUUCACUCCAAAUUUAGUAGAUAACCCAAAUUGUAUGAAGCUUAUAUCACGAUCUCAGGACAAUUUGAACACUUCUGGACCAGAUUCUUCAAGAAUCAUUUUACUACCUAGUCCGGUAGUCGACCCAGAGGAUGAAAACUAUGAUAGGCUGCAGUACUUCGGAUCAACAAGCAAAUUAAACAAAUCUUCCAGAUACAAGAAGAUUGAAGCAAGACCAACAACUUUAGCUCUUGGUGAACCGAAAAAUAAGGAUACUUGGAAUGACUAUGACGAAGUUGAAAAUGUAAUGCAGACAGCAAGAUUGGCUGAUGAUUCUCACUUAGGUUAUGGUAUGAUAAGAAAACCAAAUACUCCUGGACCACAAGUGCCAACCGCUGCUCAAGCCCAAGCAUUACAAAAUCAAGUUGGCUUAGAAGAAAUCAACCAUAAUAUUUGUAAUGGUACUGACUAUGCUAUUGUUAGUCGCCCCAAAAGAGUGUAAAGCAAAAUUGAGAUUUGUUUUCCAAGACUGAGAUGAAGCUUCCAAAAGCCACUAUUUGAAUCUAACAUGUCUGUGAAUUUAAGCAUUCCCAGGAUAUUAACAUUUGUUUUAUUUUUAUCAAGUUUUAAGUAUUUUAAUAGGUUUAUUUUUAUGAAAACUAUACCACUAGCUUAAUUAAGGCCAUGAGGCACAAAUAUUCACAAUGCUCUAUGUUAACCUGUAAGAAUUAUUAAAAGACAAAUAUAAAAUGUUUAAAUGUUUACUUUUAAAUAAAAACAGUCAUUUAAUUUCAUUAACAACAUAUUUGGAACAUGAACAGAAUUUUGUAAGUGAUUUACAUUAUUCCAUGUAAAGUAUGAAGUGACAAAUUCAGUAUUAAAGAGGUUUUAUGUCUCGAAAGCAAUAUUUUGUUAACCUCUGCUCAAAUUUAUACAGCAUGUUCAUAGUAUUAUUUUAUAAAAGACUAUUCUAGCAUUCCCAAUUGAUAUUUAUAUGUAAGAAGCUUAAGUGUUAUUUUUUAAAUCUAUAUGUAUAAAUUGAUGACUAUAAAAAUUGUGAUUUUAUUGUGCCUUAUUGUAACAAUCGAUUACAUGUUAAACUAAAUGCAUAAUUAUUAUGAAUUGUAUGUUUGUAAUUGUAUUUUAUAUGUUUGAAUUUUUUUACUUUUAUUAUACUGAAAUACUUGCGUCUUUAUAAAAGCAUUUAUGAUAAUAAUGCACUUAGAUUGAAAUGUAAUUUGAGGGUUUAGAUUCUAUUAAAAAGUUAACCAUCUGGUGCCAAUUUAAGUACAAUAACUAUAAACAUUAAGUACUGUUUAAAAUAAAACUAAUUUUAAAUAUUCAUUAUUAAUUAUGUUCUAUUGCUAUGUUACUUAUUCAAACAUUAUUUUAUAUUAUUAUUUGGCCAUAUAAUGAAAUAAAUUAAGUCAUGUAAUCUUCA